GUGGAGAGGUAAGAGAGGUAGGAGGGUACGAGAAGCGGAGAACCUAAACCCUCCGGAGUCUGAAGGCUCUAAACAGAGGACAGGAGGCUUCAUUUUGAAUCCAUUAAUGACAGCAGGGAGACCUCAGUCAAAACGUCGCUCCAGAUUUGGAGAUGGGACAAACACAUUUAUUGUUGGCAGCACAUCUCCAUGAAGCCAGCUUCACGUUACCAAUGCAUCGUUUUCGUUACCCUGCAGCCUGAAGCACGGACUGUUUAAGUUAAACGGAUUCUACAGGGAGCGGAUCUGCUCUGAUUGUCAGUCCUGUGAUUUCCAUCUGGACCUGGUGAUAUGAGAGGCUCCAGGAGACGGUGAUGGAGCUCCAGGAGUUGGGCUGGCUGAGUCUGGUGGGUCUCUUUCUAACCUCCCUGCUCAUUGUGCUGGGAUGGCUGCUCCAGUACUUGCUGACCGUGCUGCGUCUGUGGAGAUCCAGGAAGACAGCCAAGCCGGACAGAAGAGAUAUAGCCUGGCAGCAGCUCUCCAUCAAACAGCCACACCAGAGCCUGGCUGGAGGUGCGUGGGGCUUCCUGCUGAAGCUCCUCGGCCGGGGUGCAGGAGCUGCUUCUGAGGCCGGGGUCAAAGGCUUGUUGACCUCUCUGUUCUCCUUCAAGUCCUUCAGAGAGCACUGGCAAAGGACCUGGGUCAAAGCUCUGAAUGAGCAAGCUUGCAGGCAUGGGAGCUCCAUCCAGAUCACUUUUGACAGCAGCCUCCAGUUAACGGCUGCCUCUGCGAUAGAUAGUGUGACCUGCACUGACCAAUCGGCAAACCGCAUGGUCUUACACUGUGAAUGUUGGGUAGACACAGUGACCCUUCCUGUGACCGUCACGCAGCAGUCGCAUGCUGCCGUUUCCAUGGACACCUACCAGAUCACUGUAGCGCCUAUGGUGGCACAGGUGGUGGUGUGUCUGGAGGAGGUGGAAGACGAAGGGCUGCUGAUGUCCUGGACUCUCUCCAAGCAGCCGGCAUUCUCUCUGACCGUGUCUCCAUGCAGGCUGCAGAGACAGGGCACUGAGGGUGGGGCAGAUGUGGACACGAUUAAGGGACUGAUAGAGGACACUCUGUUCAGCGCUCAGCCUGCCAUGGUUCUCAACCUGAAAACCUGUGUGUCCAGUCCUUCGGCCCCCAUGGACCAUCUAUCAGUGGGAUUGAACUCUGUACCCCAGAGUGUCUUAGUGAGACGGCUACUGCUCCGGCAGCUCAAGGCGACCUUAAGUAAAGGUCAGUGGUCUAGAUCAGGGGAGCUGUGCUGCGUCCUGAGCCUGGACCAACCCUCCACAGAGAGGACCACCCGCUUCCUGUCUGCACCCGGCAACUCCAACGCCCCCCUGGAAUGGAGUGAAGAAAUCGCUCUGGAGCUGGGUCUGGAGACCAAAGAGCUGAGAGUCAGACUUCUGGAGCGGAACGGCAAAAGGGAACAGUUCCUGCCCGGCCACGCCUCCAUCCCUUUGGACCUCCGGUGUAAAGCUCCCGCUGGACAACACACGCUGUCCAUCAGCCCCGGACACGGCUUGGCUCCGAACGCCACCAUCACAGCAGAGCUGGCUUAUGUGGAAACAGUAGAGCUACGCAGCCCCAACAAUGCUUUGCCACUUCGUUCCUCCCUCACCCCGAGCAAGAAAGUCGACGUGGACCGAACCAUCAUGCCGGAUGGAACCAUCGUAACCACGGUCACCACCGUCCAGUCUCGGCUAAAACUGGACCGCAGUCCAGGUGAAUCCCCUUUGCGCUCGCCGUCUAAGGUGGAGGUGACGGAGAAGAAACCCACCAUCCUGACAGACGGCAGGAGCAGCAGCGCCAGCCCCAACCUCAGCAAGAGCAGCCGCCUGUCUAAUGGCCUGGAUCCUGUUGCAGAGACGGCCAUUCGGCAGCUGACGGAGUCCGCCGCCAAAGUAGCACGGAAGACGCCAACGAAGAGGAGCACGCUGAUCAUCUCGGGCGUGUCCAAGGUACCGCUCUCAGAAGAUGACUGUGCGUUAUCGAGCGGCUACGCUGCAGCCAUGGACGCAGCGAUGCAUGGCAACCAUGCGGGGCACAACCAGGACGCAGAUGAAACCACACCUUCCGAUGUGUCGGAGCGCCCCUCUGUGGACGAUGUGGAAUCGGACACCGGUUCGGCUGGUGCCUUGGAGACCUGCAGCCUCAAGGACCAUAAAGUGGGCUUUCUACAAAGUGGGACGAAGCUGUUGUUCCGCAGACGACAUAGAGAGAAGGAGUCCAGCCUCAGCCAAUCCCACGAAGACAUCUCCAACAUGGGCAAUAACUUUGCUGCCGCUGCAACUAUCGACCGUAAAAAGUCUGGCAGCUUCUCUCGGCGUCUGAUAAAACGCUUCUCUUUCCGCUCGUCGGGCAAAUCAAAAGGCAAAGCUACCAAUGGAGGAGCGAGCUCACUGGAUAACUGAUCAUCGACCUGUUUUUGACAGACUGAACACCCCUGGUGGGUUGUCACCUGUACGUCUUGAAAAGAGGAUACCUCUGGGAGGACUUUCCUGUGGAGAGAAAUGAUUGCACCCUUCAGGACAGAAGGCCUCACACCACUGAUGUUUAAAUGUGAUUCUGAAUUCAUUUUCUUUUGAGGAGAAGUCUGCUGCUUGAUGAAGGAGAAGUCACAAUGAAUAUCUUGUGUCUGUUUGAACACAAACUAUUGCAGAAGUGUUUGAUUGUGACCGAUGCUGGAAAUGCUCUUAAAAUAUUUAUUGAUAUGAUGCAUUUGGUUGCACUUGAGACUGUUUUUUUCUAUCAGCACGUGUAAAAUUCCCUGGAUGUAUAACAGUCAUUCAUUAUGUGGUUCUCAUGAAACAAGUACUAUUUAUUUUACCCCCCAAAAAUAAAAGUCAUCGUAGUUUCUUAACACUGUAAAAUAAAGCCAUUUCUGUGUUUUUCCAAGCAACGGUAGUUUUAAGCCCAUCGUUUCAGUAAAAUAACGGUCAUAAUCUAGUAAGUCAAUUCAUAAUUGCUUUAACAUUGGUUUUAAAAGGUUGUUCAAUGUUGUAUGUCAUAAGAAAAGAUCAUUUAUUUAUUGUACUUUUUGUUUAUAAAGAGAUACUUUCUGUGGAACAUGAAACUUUUCAGUUUGCUGAAGCAAGGUUCUCGAGCAGACUCAAGCAGGGCAAUAAGUUUGAUAUAAAUUCUGUCAGUAAAUAAUAUAUGUUCAGGUAUUUCUCUCCUUGCGGCUACUGUAAACUCAGAUUAAGUCAAGUAUAUUACAGUGAAUUCAGUUGAUGUGGACAUUUCAUCAUUGCAAUAAUGCUCAUUACUUUGCAGCAAGAUUGCAUACUGUAUAUUGUGCAAAAUUUCUCACAUGGGGUAAAUAAUCAUAACAACACAUUUUGUAUUAUAAAUUCAGAAGGAUUAUCAUAGUCUUUCAUUUUAAAUACAUGUCAGUCUCAAAUCAGCGACAAACCUGCAACGGUUCUUCAGCUUAGUCUAAGAAAAGGUUUCUGGAAAGGUUUCAGCAAGACGGUUUUGAUUGUUUACGACAGGCGGACGGGUAGAGUGGACAUACUCAGGGCUAGAAAACUUCUAGCAACUAGACAUAAGAAAACCUGCACCCAAAGGCGAACAUAAUCCAAACCAGCGUGUAAAAAUGUAAAUACGUAUUCGGCCAUAUAUUUUGUCUGAUAAAAGUGCAUUAAUUAUGGGACUUCAGAGCAACCAAAUCAGGGUUAUUUGCACCAAUAAAAUAUUAGAUAAAAAAGGGUAACUCCUAAGCCACUGCUGUCUAACUAACCAUAUAGUUUACAAAACAACAACCAAUUCAAAAACACUGAAUAAACGAACAAAGCUAUUUUAUUGUCUGAAGGCACAUUAUUUAUGGCUGGAAUGUUUAACAUGAAGCAGCUGCAAAAUUUAAGAUAUGUUUGAUUUCUGUUGUAAUAUUUGAAAUGUUUAAUUUAUUGCAAAUAAAUUAUUUUUAAAGCCUCAUAAAA
Molecule: messenger RNA, 3965 nt
Organism: Eleginops maclovinus (Patagonian blennie)
Lineage: Eukaryota; Metazoa; Chordata; Actinopteri; Perciformes; Eleginopidae
Gene: c2cd2l
Product: c2cd2 like
Biological process (GO): positive regulation of insulin secretion involved in cellular response to glucose stimulus
Cellular component (GO): cytoplasmic side of apical plasma membrane
Molecular function (GO): phosphatidylinositol binding; phosphatidylinositol transfer activity
Source: RefSeq, a predicted model, not a curated record